Molecule: messenger RNA, 381 nt
Organism: Microthlaspi erraticum
Lineage: Eukaryota; Viridiplantae; Streptophyta; Magnoliopsida; Brassicales; Brassicaceae
Source: the annotation of a GenBank genome assembly
AUGCAUUCGUUGAUGCUUUCAUCAAAACUGGCUGAAGUUCUGAUCUAUAGUGGGAAAACGGCAAGGAGUUUUCCGCUCUGCAGGGCUUUCGUUUCAGCAACACCAAGGCCCUUACAAGGAAAGGAAGAGGCAGAGCAAUGCGAAAAAGUGAAAGAAGCAGCAGAGGCAGUGAAAGAAGGAGCGAAGCAAGUGAAGGAAACCACCGAGUAUAUCCAAAAUGUCGCUUCCACUACAGCUAACCGCGUGACUAAGAUGACAAAAGACGUGACGGACAAAGUUACCGAGACGACGGAAAAGGCAAAAGGAUCUGUAUCUGGAGUUUUCGGCACCGCCAAAAAUGCUACCGAUAUAAUCAAAAACAAGAUUCUUGGCGGCGAUUAG